Camponotus floridanus (Florida carpenter ant) is the source of this 5182-nucleotide messenger RNA. RefSeq names its product PR domain zinc finger protein 4. Gene Ontology annotation, cellular component: nucleus. The transcript is spliced from 8 exons. NCBI's taxonomy places the organism in Eukaryota, Metazoa, Arthropoda, Insecta, Hymenoptera, Formicidae. Bases 245 to 4798 code for a protein of 1517 amino acids. The record is from RefSeq and is a predicted model, not a curated record.
GCGCGCGCGCGAGGGUGGGCGGAGUGGGCGACGCGGCGCGGCGGUGAGCAUAAAGAGGAUAGGAUAAUAUCUGUGCGCGUCCUCCUGGUGGAGGUGCCCUUUCGCGGGGUCCCGUCACGGAUUCGUCCCGUCUCUGUCUGCCUGUCGCGCUCACCUCUUCUCUCUCUCUCUCUCUUCUCUUCUCUCUGUCUCUUUCUCUACCUCGCAGCCGAUCUGAUUGCGGCCGAAGCUGUACGAUGUAGUUAUGCCGAAGAAGGGCACGCGGCAUGUGAGGGAGCCGGGGAACACGAGAAGCGUCCAGCAGCAGCCGCAGGGAAGCUGCAUCACGCUGCCCGGCGCGACGACGACGACGACGACAACGACGACAACAAUCGUUCCGGAAGUGGCCGAGGAGCGUGUACACAUCGGCGCGACGAACGGUAAGCGUUGGCUGUCGCUGAAGAAGCGUCUGGGCCUGACGACCGACGAGGAUGUCGCGGUGUACUUGCUGGAUCUCGCAGACUCCAACGUCGCCACCGUCAGCAGGCAAGAUGGCAAGUGCAAUGGUGCGGAGGAUUGGAAGGCAAGUCGGGUCAGGGACGACGACGAGGAAGCUGUCAAGGUCGAGGCAGCUGACGAAGAAGGGGAGAAGGGGGAGCCUGUUCGUAGAAGCUCGCGAAGGCAAGAUCCGGUCGAGGUGCAUCCUGCGAUAAGCGAGAGCGUCUCGUCGAAGGUGCUGAACGACGCCAUCAAGUUACACGUGCGACGUAGUUCGAGGUCGAAGCAUCAUAAGAACAAGACGAAGCAUCACAAGGACAAGCGAAAGAGACGGCGACAUUCGAAGAACGGCGCCGAGGACGGCUCCAUCGGACUGAACGGGUCUGAAUGCACCAACGACAACCCGUUGGACGCGCAGAACUGUACUUCACUGGAAAGCAAAGACCUGGACGGUUGCGAGACGACGGUAGUCAGUGAGUUAGACACUAAAUUAAAACUAGACGUAAGCUUCGGAAUCAAUACAAAGGACGUUGAAUCCGUUACGACGAAGACUGAGCACAUAGAUAGCGUAAGAUUUAUAAAUGAUGUAAAUAAUACGACGAAUAACGACGUCAGAUGCGAUGCGAAGGCCGCUGAUGUAUCCAGCGAGUCGGCGAGGGAUACCUCAGGGGAUGACAGGAUCGCCAAGUUGCAUUUUAACGCUGAUACAGCCUCGUCGUCCCUUCCCAAACGCGAGUGUAAGGCUGAGGAUUUAAACGAGGACGUGGAAUAUUUAUUAAACCCGGCAUCCAACGUCAAGGAUACCGAGGCACAAGCUGCGGGCGCACCUGAAAAGACCUCGAAACCCCAAAACAAGACGCGUUACGAGUCGCAGGGAUACGAGGAUGCAACUUUCCAUGACGCGCAAAAGGAUGACGAGUCAAAGGACGCGGAAGAUCGCAAGCAGAAGAGGAAACGGAAGCGACCGCGUCACGACGAGCAAGUCGGGAAGAAGGAUACAUCUGAAAGCAAGGCUUCGGACGAGACGGUGGCGUUCAAGCAUCGGCGAAAGAAGCACAAGCACACGAACGAGCACAAGACCAAGAAGCAUCACGACGUACGAAAGGCGCCGCAGGAUGGGAUCGUUCAGGAGGAGCCCCAAGACUCGUGUACGCCCGAGGUCGAGCUGCCAUCAUCGACGGUAGGUCCUGGAAAGGUCGCCGACAACUUGGACGGCGUGAUAUCGGAGCCGCAAAGACUGGCGAUCAAAAUUAAGCUCUGCCAGGAAUGCGAGGUACCUCACUUGCAGGACGUGUGUCCUUUUACGGAGCCGCUGCACACGAUAAUCGACGCGAUCACGUACGAGGAGUGGCUGAGCAAGCAUAAGCAAAACGCGGAAGUGAUGAAGGCUAUAAAGUCAGGGGACCCGAUGUCGGAGGGCUACGGUCGAUUGGCGGACGAUGGCUUCGAGUCGGACGAGGAGCCGUUGGCGUCCAGCGAGCAAUGUAAGACCAAGUCGAAGGUGCAGAGGGAAGAGAAGCAGUUGCUAGUGGACGCUGAUCGGCCAUUGUACGCGAGGGACUCCCUGCCGGAUUGUCUCGAGCUGAAGAUCGCCAACACCGAUCACGGUCUCAGCAUCUACGCCAAGAACUCGAUCCCCAUUCGUGCAAAAUUGGGUCCUCUUGUCGGCACGUCAGUUAAGGAAAUGGAUAUCCCUGAUGACUUCUCCAUGCGUCAUAUUUGGGAGAUAGAUAAUAAUGGGAAAAGUGUAUACAUCAGUACUACAGAUCCAUUGAAGAGUAACUGGAUUCGAUAUCUCAGACCGGCUGAGACGAAGGACAAGAGGAACGUCGCGAUACUUAUGACGAAGCAAGGCCAGCUGCAUUUUGUUACGACCCAGAAUAUUAUCUCGGGGAUGGAGCUCACUUAUUGGGCAGACUCGCAAUCUUCCGCCUGGACGAGAAAGAAUAAGAUAGACAAAACAAAUUGCGGAGGGUGCAACCUCAAUUUCGCACACCCGAUAUAUUAUCGACUGCACUGUUGCAUCUUUCACGACACAAAUUAUAGUCUGACCAUAAGAAAAUAUCACUGCAAGGUUUGCGGCGCCGCGGUUCUCGGCAAGGAUAAUAUCAUGAAACACGCGGCAGAAUUGCAUGGAGGUCGUGGCGCAUAUCAGUGUCAAUACUGCAAGAAAUUCUUCUUAAGACUGAAUUAUUUGGAGAUGCAUAGGACUUAUGGAUGCGCACAGAAUCCACAACGAUCGCGGCCGCUGUGCGACUUUUGCGGUCGCAAAUUUUGUCAACCGCAAAAGCUAAAAGUACACAUCAAGAGAAUGCACAGUGACAUGUCUGAAGUGCUCAGGGAAUUUCAAUGUAAAUCGUGCUUAAAACUCUUGGGUUCUCGCGCGGCUUUGCAACGGCAUACGAAGGAGGUCCAUCACAAAGACGUCGUCGCCGCAGCCACAUGCGACCGAUGCGGAAAGAUGUUCCAGAACAAGAGCAACUUGAAGAUACACAUGCUGACUCAUAGUGGCGUGAAGCCAUUUAAGUGUAAAGAGGACAGCUGUAAGGCGGCUUUUACCACGAAACAAUGUCUACAGUUUCAUUACAAGAAGGUGCAUGGCCUCACGGAAGAGAUGAUGCCCAAGAUUGAGAGAUCCGUAGCGUAUACCUUUGACGCUUACAGCGGUGGUCUCAUCGAAGAUGUGUCUUGUGGAAGGUCCAGUCACGCUAGCAGAAGAAAUUCGCAGCAGGAUAACAGCAACAGUCUACCGUCUCUAGACGAUUGCAGUUCCGAGAGUAGCUUGAAGGUUGAGACAGCGGCGGCGAAUUCCGCUCACAAUGCCAUCAUAGAUUCAUUCCAGACUGGAGGGAACUCUACGAUCAAGUAUAAGACGGAGCAACAAGAAUCCCAGGUUCCAACCCCGUCGCCGCAAACGACCGCGUCUUUAUCUAGCGGCCUCGACACGACGACGAUGGAGAACGUACGAACAGAGGUCGAUCUGUACAGCACCUCUAGAGUGCAAAGCAAGGGUAGCAAAAAGUGGCUGGGCGAAUUUAAUCCACCACCCACGUCCGAUAUCGCUGUUCAUUUACCGACAGUCUCGGCGCCGUCUUCCGAUGUGUACGAUUUCGAGGAUGGUAGGAAGGACGGUGGCGGCGAGAAAGUGAUCUCGCGCACGACGGCGCCAAGUCUGGUGAUGGACAGCAAUAAACUGGGCCUGAGUAUGUAUCGUAGAACGGAGAGUUCAAACGCGAGUCUGCUGGUAGAGGCAGCUCUGGACGCCGCCGAGAGGGAUAUAGGAGCAGUGUCCAGUCCAAUCCUAGAGGACAAUGAUCGCGAGGCCAACCUGUACUCCAUCUCGAGCCAAUUGCAAUCGCCGAUACCGCAAUCGCGAUCGCCAAAUCAUCUAGAUUCGUACAUCCAGCAGCAGGAGGAACUAAUGUCGCCUGCGCCGACCCCGGAUGAUCGACACACUCCGCCUAGUCACUUGCAUGUGGAUUAUCACCUACACCGACCGGUCGACUACAUCAACGCUUCGAGAACCCACAACAUCGAACAAUAUCUGCAUCACGAGGAGCUGCCUCGCGUCUCCUCGCCGAAUUACAUUCACAUGCAGCAGGAAGACCUGGUGUCGCCCUCGGUCACUCCGAAUCCUCGCUACCAGGAUGUGCAUCAUCAUCAUCAGGUGCCAACGGAUAAUCUGUCGAGCGACGAGGGCGACUCGGUCGCGCAGAAUCUCAGUCUAUCUGUGAAGGAGAAGGCGCUGCAACUGGACUUAUCGACGUCUUAUAAGUACGACUCGCUCGGCGAGCAGGAUUUUGCCCGAGAAAGGUCCAACUUUGAGCCAUUGAUGCUCAAUAGCGGCGAGCUUCAGGGUCUGGACAUGUCGGCCAGGGGUUUUCAUCACAGUUUCAGCGCCCAGGUGCAAAAUACGCGCUACCAUCAUCACCAUCUGUACGAUAUUGGCGAGCGACAGAGCGUGGACCUCAGUAGAACGAGUAGCUACUCCAUGUCGUCGCCCCCGCCGCCGCCCCCGCCGCCUUAUCCGUCACACAGCGACGUUCUGCGUGUAGUCAGUCUAGAUCUUACCCCGGGGGGCAGACACAGCGUCGAUUUGAGCCUCUCCAGGUCGCAUCAUCUGCACGGAUCCGGCACUCGUGUCAUUACCAGCCCGCAACCGGCCGGCUCGGCUGCGACGCACGUAGUACCUGAUGCCGGUGAAGGCCGAAUAUUGUCUCCGCCUCCACCUCCACCGGGAUACAAUCCCAGCUACCCCGUGAGUCCGGCCCCGUAUCACCCUCCGAGACCCGGGUACCACCAUUAUCCCGGUUAUUAUUGAUUGUUGUUGACGUUUGCGAAUGUCACGACGGUUCAACGUCUCUCCCUAAGUUUUAUUUCGUACGUUUGCAAAUGCGUCUGUAGAUCUUUUGUUAUUAUUUUUUACACUAAGCGAACUUACGUACGUCGGAGUUACUGCCCACCAAGCACAAAGUAACAGUAAUGUAAUAUUCCCAGCAAACAGCAAACAACAAAUAACAGUUAUACAGGGUUUUCGAAAAGUCCGGAAACGGUCGAAUAUAUAAGAAUUAAAGCAUUUUAGAGAAAAAUAUUUCAAAUAAAAGUUGUUUGGUUUAAAGAGAGCUAUAAAUUGGUGGCAAUGGUUUGCUCUUGAAUAGUCGCUGGAAGGUCACAUGAAGUCACCUUGAAUUUUUUAAAUGGAACA